This is a messenger RNA of Bombyx mori (domestic silkworm), 3994 nucleotides long. Its product is annotated as methionine aminopeptidase 1D, mitochondrial. The transcript has 7 exons. Gene Ontology annotation, molecular function: metalloaminopeptidase activity. Gene Ontology annotation, cellular component: mitochondrion. The record is from RefSeq and is a predicted model, not a curated record. NCBI's taxonomy places the organism in Eukaryota, Metazoa, Arthropoda, Insecta, Lepidoptera, Bombycidae. Gene Ontology annotation, biological process: proteolysis. Bases 2833 to 3741 code for a protein of 302 amino acids.
AGUUACUAUUCUAACUGGAGUGCUUACUUCGUUUGACAUAAAAACUAAAAAUAUGUUUUAUCUCUAUGGCUUAAAGUUUAUUUUUAAAUAGCAAAAGAUGUAAGGAAAAACGGUCUGAAAAGAGAAUGAUUAUUAAGUGGUGGUGUCCCUCUCGCACAUUUUACAAACAAAAAGCAGUGUUGCUAGCUUAGAGGAUUUUCCAUAAAAUCUCGGAAUUUGGACCCCGUCUUCGUUAUCAAAAAUGGCUUUUAGUGGUUAGUGGAUUUUUUAGUAGCUUGGGUGUUGUUGAAAAUUAUCGAAAAGUUUAAAAUCAAUCCACUUUACAGGAUUUUAAACAUUUUAUGACAAUAAUAUAUCUAAAUACAUAUUAUUUAAACGAAGUGACUUAAACUUAACUAGAAAAUGUUGCGAGAAUUUAGAAUUUCCAUCAACGUCAAAAAUUAAAUUGGUUCAAAAUAAACGUACAAAGUUAUGGUGAAAUUAGUUUCUGAUGAUGACAAUUUAUUAAAAUAAAAAAAAAGUGUGUGUGUCCGCUCCGACGCACGACUGGAGUUUACUGGAUAUAAAAAAUUAAACGAAACAAUACGAGAAAUAGUUCUAUAUUACGACAACACGAUACACUACAGAUUAUUAACAAAUUAACGAGACACAAAACAAACGACUAACAAAUAUAUGAAAAUACAAUAAUGAGAGAAACGCGCGAUCAGUACGAGGCUUUGUGGCGGACUGCCGGCGCAGCAGCCCGGCGUCACCUGCGAUAACGCAUUUCGUGUGACAUGCGCAAUCAGGCGCAUAACGCAUUUCGUGUGACAUGCUAGUACGAUUUUGGUCCCCAUAAUUUUCAUACCCCGGGCCUAUAUAUGUAAAUCGAUUCUAAAGGAGUAAACUCCAAUUAUAUAAGAAGUAUUGAUUAUAUGAUAUAUAUUGAUUUUUAAUAGAACAUCAUAUAUUAAUAAAGCUUAUUAACAAAAAAAUUAUUGUUCUAUGUUAAUAAGAACUCUGUUUAAUGGAAAAUUUAAUGGUAGGUACGUAGAUUUCUGAUGGUUUUCAUGUUGAAUUUGGUGGGAAGCCAGAUUAAUUGUUGGCAUCACCGAAAAAGAGCUAUGAAUGGAUUAAAAGAAAAAUGGCGUCUAUUUACGUUUGUAGUGCGAAGUUAAAAUGGCACUGAUACAGCUUGUGGCUUGUUUUUUUUUCGAAAAUCGUGAAAGUUUCCGUGUAAUCAUGGUGAACACUUUUAAUGUAAGUGGUUUUAAGCGAGAAUCGUCUCCAGUUUGUGGAAUAUCCUUCCAUAUGUCAGAUUCAUUGAUAAAUUUUUACUAGUGUGAGCAUAUAUUUUUAAAAUGUGAGAUAUUUUUUCUCAUUAUAAUAUUUAAUACCAUUUGUCUUGUAAAUUGUACUUAAUCUAUGUCAUAUACUAAAUUUGAAAAAACAAUCGUGAAAACUAUAAUUUUGCAAUGUAUUUUUCAUAUUAUAAGAGCCAUCACGUGGUAUUUUUUGAACUUUUUUAUUGUAUUGAAUAGCGUCGCACGGAAGCAUGUAUAUCAUUUGCCUGACGUUAAGCGAACGAGUAGGAUCUUCUAGUAAAUAUGACGUUGGAAUUUCUGGAAAAUGUCCUAUAUAAAGGUCAAACAAGAAGAAUCAAGUACUCAAACGCAAGAAAUAAAAAAUACCCCGAGAAAAGCAAAAUUACGACAAGAUGUUAAGGUAUUGAAACAAAAACUUAAAAGUCGCGAAAUAGUGAUUGUAAAUAUAAAGUCGAUUUUAGAUUUAUUAAAGAAAAAUGGCGAUUUUUAAUUGAAUUGAAAUUUAAAUUGCGAAAUUUUAAUGAUACUCAUGGUCCACUUAGAUAUUGAUUAAAAUAAAUUAUGUAUUUCGUUGAAAAAAAAGAAUUUACUUAAAAUAGAGGAAAUGUUAUAUUAUAAGACUACAGAAAAUUAACUGAACUUAAUAAUAAUAAUAUGUAUAACCAAUAUUUUGUAAAUAGAGAUCAAGUACUAUGUGUAUCGUGUUAUGUGUAUUGACUUGUCAUUUAAGAGUUAUUUAAUUGUCUACAUAUAACAAAUAAAUGAAUUUCAGUUCAUUUCAUUUUAUUACCCAUUGUGUUUUAUUUCCUAAAAUGUAACUAGUAGACUUAAUAUACACGUGUCAUUAAAAUAGCACAGAAGUAAAAAUACAAACAAUUUUAAAUCAAUUGAAGAUGUGAAUGUAGGAAAAGAGCACCCGAUACGCGCAGACCAUGUGUGUUGCAGUGUCUCACUCAGUGUGUCAAAUAUUAAUUUGCACGGCCCACUUAGCCAGUACAUUAAAGUAGGAAUUGCGUAAUUAAGUUCAACAUAAUAUAUUAUUUAAGUCGCGGUUGAGUAUUCGGACGUUAAACACGAGUUUGAGGAAGUUUAAGUAAUAGAACUGAGGUAAUGAUGUUUGUAAUAAAACUCAGUGCUAGAUUUUCGACAACGCAGCAAUUUCCAAAAAAAACCGUCGAAAAAAAGUCACCAUGACGACGAAGCAAUGUUUAGAAUUGAAUUUACAUAAAUAAAAGGUUGCAAGCACGUGUUUUGUAUUUACAUAGGGUUACACAGAAUUACUUAAGGUAAAUUCAAAACUUAUGCAUGUGUAUAAUUUUGUCCUAUAAUUAAAUUAUAUAUGGUCACCACAUUAGACAAGGACACCGCGACCAAAAAGUAUUCUCUUUCGAGACCGAUUUCUCGGCAUUAGACAGCACUCCAGUUGUAGGUACUUAUUAACUCCAUGCCACACACAUAAUAUAUCCGGACGGAAGCCCUAUAGAUUCACUUAGCAAUAAAAUCAUUACAUUGCAAUAAAAAGGCUGAAAUGAGGGUGCCGAAAGCCGUUAAUCCCAGGAAACGGCUUCAGUUGUUGAAAAAGUUUGGUAUUUACGAAAAAGUUUUACCUGUAGAAACAACUCCAAGUCGAGUUGUACCAGAUACCAUUGAAAGACCUGAUUAUUUAGCUAGAGGAAAACAAUUGACAUUACCAUGUUUACCGGAGAUUAAAGAUGAUAAUCAAUUGAAAGGAAUGAGAACUAGCUGUAAAUUGGCUUCUACUAUUCUAUCACAAGUGCAAAAUUUUAUAAAGCCUGGAGUUACAACAGAUGACAUUGAUCAACUAGUCCAUUCGUUAAUAAUUAAAGCUGGAGCAUACCCUUCACCACUUCAUUAUAAGGGAUUCCCAAAAAGUAUUUGUACAUCUGUCAAUAAUGUGGCUGUGCAUGGUAUUCCUGAUCUAAGGCCACUAUCUGAUGGGGAUAUUGUCAAUGUUGAUAUAACAGUAUUUUUACAUGGUUUUCAUGGCGAUUGCUCAAAAACUUUCAAAGUUGGUAAUGUAGACGACAGAGGUCUACAACUAGUUGAAAUCACCGAGCAAUGUCUUGGAAUCGGAAUCGGAACAUGCGGGCCAGGAGUACCAUUCAGUGAAAUCGGCGCCAGCAUUCAAAGGCACGCACGUAGAAAUGGCCUCACUGUUAUACCAUCGAUUGUGGGUCAUGGAAUUGGACAGUAUUUUCAUGGGCCACCAGAUAUUUAUCACAUAAGAAACCGUUAUCCAGGAGUAAUGAAAGCAGGAAUGACAUUUACAAUAGAACCAGUCGUUUCACAUGGGACUCAAAAUACUGUCUUAUUAGAUGAUGGCUGGACGAUUUUAACAGAGGACGGAUCGAGAACAUCUCAGAUCGAACAUACCGUAUUAAUUACUGAUGAUGGAGUAGAAAUCUUAACGAAAUGAAUUAUUAACGUUUUGAAGAUUAAAUUAUACAGAUUAUUUAUUGUUAACAUUAGUAUGGUUAAAAUGUAGCACAAAAUAAUAUAAUUCAAUAUCUGAAUGAUAAUUUAAACAAAGAUGAAUAAUAAUUGAGAAAGGCCUUAGUAGAAUAGGCCAAAUUAAUAUUGGACUGAAAAUAUUAAAAAAAAAUUAUUAAUUUAUUAAUAGUUACCAUAAUAGAGAUAAAUUACGAUACGAAUAAAACAAAUAGAGUAGC